AUGGAUGUUCGUAACAACUUCCUUAGUCAUCUCUAUAUAGCUUUUGACCGGAAUGGAAUACACAGUUUUGUGGAUAGCGAAGAGCUUAGGAAAGGAAAGGAAAUAUCACCGGCACUCAUGAGAGCAAUCGAGGAAUCACACGUCGCAAUCAUCAUUUUCUCCGAGGAGCACGCUUCCUCACCAUGGUGUUUGGAAGAGCUUGUGAAAAUCAUGGAGUGCAAGGAGCAAAAAGGCUUGAAGGUGUUGCCCGUGUUUUACAAAGUGGAACCAAGAGAAGUGAAAGUGAGGAGAAAGAGUUAUGGGAGAAAUAUGGCUAAGCAUGAGUUAAAGUUCGGGAAGGAUUCAGAGAAAGUGAAGAGAUGGAAGAAAACUCUCUUUGAUGCUGGUAACUUGUCUGGGUGGGAUAUGAAUAACAGAGAUGAAGCGGAGCUUAUCCAAUGCAUCGUCAACGAAUUAUCAGUUCACCUCAACCGAAGACCCCUAUAUGUCACUAAGUAUCCUGUUGAAAUAGAUUCGCAAGUUCAAAAACUAAUACGGUUGAUACAGCAAGAGUCGGCUGAUGGUGGUGUUCUAAUGAUAGGUCUAUGGGGACCUGGAGGCAUAGGGAAGACAACAAUUGCUAAGGCCUUAUAUAAUGCUAUGGAGAGAAAAUUUCAGGGUUGUAGUUUUUUGGAGCAAAGAAAGAAUGUGAUAAAGGCCAUAGUAUUGGACUUGCCUACACCAAAAGAGAUGACCAUUAGUCCUAAUGCUUUCACAAACAUGAGAAGGUUGAGAAUGUUUAUAAUGCCUAAAGUGCAUAUCUUUUCACGAGGUCCAAUAUGCCUCCCUAAUGAGCUUAGCUGGCUUGAAUGGGCCAAUUACCCGGAUCUAGAAUUCAGCCCUGGUCAAAAGAAACUUGUGAGACUCCAUGUCAAGAAUGGUCAUAUCAAACAAUUAGGAAGCAACUUUCAGAAUUUUAUAAAUUUGAAGUCCAUCGAGUUCUGCGAUUGCAAGUUCUUGGCUAUUGUUCCUGAUCUUUCAUCAGCUCCAAAUCUGAGAGAAGUAGAGUUCCUUGAGAAUGCUUCAAGUUGUCCUACAUUGACGCACCUAGAUCUUUCAAAUAAUAAGUUUACUCAUCUGCCAACAUGCAUCAACAAGUAUGAUUAUGGGAAAGACUUGUUUGUUUAUAGCUGCAAGGAAAGCAAAGGGGUCAGUGUGGCUGAUGUGUCACCACUCAAGGUAGUUGAGAUUCUUGUAAAUGGAAGAAAUGCCUGA
Molecule: messenger RNA, 1254 nt
Organism: Eucalyptus grandis
Lineage: Eukaryota; Viridiplantae; Streptophyta; Magnoliopsida; Myrtales; Myrtaceae
Product: disease resistance protein RPV1-like
Exons: 6
Coding region: 1-1254 (417 amino acids)
Biological process (GO): defense response; signal transduction
Molecular function (GO): protein binding
Source: RefSeq, a predicted model, not a curated record